CUCUCCCUCUCUCGCUCUCUCUCUCUCUCCCCUUUCCCCUGUUGCGUUCCCUUUUCUGCAAAACCAAGAGAAAGCAGUCUGUUGAGAAUGAAGGCUUCCAAAGGCAAAGGACCUGUAAGGAAGGACAAGAAAGAAGUAUUAAAGCCUGUCGAGGAGAUAAAGGUGGGAAAGCGAAAGGCCGCAAUUGAGGCUGACAAGAGUCGCCGAAAACUUGCUAAGAAUGCAAAAUUGGGCAAGAAGGACCCCAAUAAACCAAAGAGACCAGCGAGUGCUUUCUUUGUUUUUCUAGAAGAGUUCAGGACGGUUUACAAGAAAGAGCAUCCGAAUGUGAAAGCUGUGUCAGCUGUGGGGAAAGCUGGCGGAGAAAAGUGGAAAUCUAUGUCACCUGCGGAGAAAGCUCCAUAUGAAGCUAAAGCAGCAAAAAGGAAAACGGAGUAUGAAAAACUUAUGAAAGCUUACAACAACAAAGAGGAUGACACGGAGGAUGACGAGGAAGAAGUUGCUGAAAGGUCAAAACCCAUUGCGAAGAUUGUGGAAGAAGAAGAGAGUGCCGAGGUAACCUUCAAAACUAUAUAUGAAUCCUUGCACAGGAAGAUGAUGAAGAAGAUGACGAUGACGACGAAGAUGAAGACUGAUCUGGCAUUCCAUGUUGAUCCAUAAUAUCACCUCCCACGGGACGGGACUUGUGCUAUGACACCUUUAACUUAUGUUAAAUAUGCUUGUUUAUUUGAGAGGGAUGCAUCAAGCAUGCCGAGCCCUCGCAUCUUCCAGGUAGCCUUGCUAGGUUACAUCAUCGUUGUAUAUAUCGUGCUUACACCGUGUUCAUUGGCCGUGCGUGAUAUGAUAUCUAUGUUCUUCUAUUUACUAAA
Pyrus x bretschneideri (Chinese white pear) is the source of this 869-nucleotide messenger RNA. RefSeq names its product high mobility group B protein 1. The record is from RefSeq and is a predicted model, not a curated record. Bases 88 to 660 code for a protein of 190 amino acids. The transcript is spliced from 9 exons. NCBI's taxonomy places the organism in Eukaryota, Viridiplantae, Streptophyta, Magnoliopsida, Rosales, Rosaceae.